AUGGGAGAGGCGGGGAAGGAGGACGGGCACCGAGGCAGAAUGGAGGCCAGAGAGACCGGGACGGUGGGCAGGAGAGGGAAGGAGGCGGGAGAGGCGGGGCCAGAGAGGCGGGGCCGGAGGUGGGAGAGGCGGGGCCGGAGGCGGGAGAGGCAGGGCCGGAGGUGGGACAGGCGGGGCCGGAGGCAGGAGAGGCGGAGCCGGAGGCGGGUGAAGCGGGGCCGGAGGCAGGAGAGGCGGGGCCGGAGGCGGGAGAGGCAGGGCCGGAGGUGGGAGAGGCGGGGCCGGAGGCGGGUGAAGCGGGACCGGAGGCAGGGGAGGCGGGGCCAGAGAGGCGGGGCCGGAGGCAGGUGA
This is a messenger RNA of Carcharodon carcharias (great white shark), 351 nucleotides long. Its product is annotated as sperm protamine P1-like. Bases 1 to 351 code for a protein of 116 amino acids. The transcript has a single exon. Lineage: Eukaryota; Metazoa; Chordata; Chondrichthyes; Lamniformes; Lamnidae. The record is from RefSeq and is a predicted model, not a curated record.